ACCACCUUUGCAACGACCUUGGCUUGUCUCGAGGCGGUUCAGGUCAUGAGAGCUUACUCAAAGCUUCAAAAUGACUGAGGUGGAGGUUAAUGGAACGGAUCUCGAUACCACUGCCACCAGGGCAGCACUGGCGUCUGCCAGUACCACUGUUCGCCUUGGGAGUUUGCACGCCUUGGAAGAAAGGCUCUCUAAUAACGACAUAGUACACGACCUCUUUCCUCCACUCCUCCGCGUCCUAUUCCAAACGUACCCAUAUUACACCGACCGAAACUCGAGACGUGCUGUCACGCUCUCCAUACGGUCUAUUUUCAACUCAAGCGCACCUCCCGAGGCUCUGCAGGGCUUUGUUGAACUCGUACACGCAGAGACAUUGAAGACGGGCAUUUCGCCGGGCAAUGCGUUCGUUCUCGUCGAAUGGUGUAGCGUAUUGCUUCAGGAGCUAAGUGGCACUGAUCAUUGGGAGAGAUGGGGCCUUGCGACUAUCGAUAGCAAUUCUCGAGCACUGGAAUUAUGUCACAGUCAAUCGUCACGGUCCAAUGUGAAGCAUGCCGCGCUCGUUCAUACCCGGCGGGGGCUGCGGAAGGUUUUUUCGAAAGAGAAUGAUUUCCGGCAAAGGAUCCAGGAGACUGUGAAGAGGCUUGCUGCAAAAGGGCCACUACUAUCCGCGAAAAAUGCCGUCAUGUUAGGGGUGGUUGCUGGUGUCUCUGCAAGGAAGCCGUGGGCGAAAGAGGUCCUCCGGACCUUGAAGUCCGAAUACUACACAUUCUACAACCGGGAAAUUAUUGGGUCGCGAAGCCAGGUACCAGAGCAUUUAGCUAAUGCGUUGAGAGAUUUCUUUGUCGACUUUGCGACUAAGCAAGAUAUCGAGAAAGAGAUCAUUCCAGCUCUCGAGAAAGCCCUCCUUAGAUCUCCGGAAAUAGUACUCGUCGACUUGGUCAGCCCGCUAAUCCAUUCCCUUCCAGACUCCAUUGAUCUGUCAACUAUUCUGAAGAAUAAUCUCCUCAAGCCUCUGCUCGCCAACCUCAAGUCCACAAAUGUCACAAUACGCCAUGGAUCGCUUUCUGCUUUCAAAGCCGCUAUUCUGAAAUCCCAGGAUGAUAAUGUAAUUUCACAGAUUGCAGAAGAGAUUGUGACUCCUCUCAAGACCGGAAAACUUACUUCGGCUGAUGGAAGAUCUCUUCAUUCAGACAUGUUGGCUGCGCUCCCCGUGUCACAAACUACAGUGGCAAAAGUUGCCCCAGCGAUUGCUAUUGUUGCAAGCAAAGAAGCCAACGAGGCCGCUCUUACUUCAGAGACGUCGGCACUUGUUCAUUACCUAUGCUGGGGCCUGUCAAAUGGUGUCCUUAUCGAAAAGUCGAUCGUGGACGUCUUCGUCAAGGGUCUUUCUGACAAGAAGGUGCCAAUCAAAAAGUUGUGGACUAUUCGGUUUGGAGAACUGUUUUGGUCUGCGAGUGAUGUGGAUGCACUCAAGUCCAAACUUCCAAGCCUUGCAGAAUCGGCAGUACCAGCUCUGAUGGACAUCUGGCAGGAGACUCUUGCAAAUCCCCUAGCAGCUGCACAAUCUGGACUCGUCACAGGCACCUAUAUCCUCACGGCCAUUUCGUCAACAAAGCUCAGUCAUACAUGCAACGCUAAGGUGGAUGCGGCCCUGAAAAAGACUCAAGUUUCGCGGCAGGCGUUGACAAUGGAACCCAAACCAUCUUUUCUACUGAAUCCCCGCAUUUAUAGCAAGCUUACCACUGAUGACGACUUCAAGUGGUUAAUUCGAGCUCUUGCUGCGGUUGCACAGGAGCUAAGUGGUCUCGAGCCGGAUUCAGCGGUUGCAAUUGGUUGGGCCCAAGCUAUGAUAUUUUGUAUUUGCUCGUCCAGCGUCAAACGAGGAACUCGAAAAGAAGCCUCUCAUACACUGUCCAGGCUCUACUUACAUGAUCCUAGACUUAUUUCUGGAAUCAUAGUUGCCGGCCUCUGGCGAUGGCGACACUCAAUCGAAUCGGGAGAGAAAGACAGUGCUGCAUUUACAGCGAAGACUGAGAAUCAGAAUCUUCAUUUUGUUGUCAAAUCAAUCUGUCUAUUUCAAGCAGAGAUUACUCAACUCGACGGAUCAGUUGAUGAAGCUACGAGAAGAGACCAGAUGGUUUCACUGCUAGUUAUCGCCAGACCGGAACUGUUGCCAAAGGUCACUUGGAUAGACAUGUGCCUCAGAGUCCAGGUAGAUCCGGGAGAGCUUGCACGAAUGUCUGGGGACUCUUUGAUCCAACAGAUAAUCGAUAAAACUAGCUUCGAUGAAGUAGCACCUCUGCAGCAGUCCGAUUCUGUGAGAAAAGCUGCUUUCGAUGCAGCUGCCGAGCUUGCUUUUGUUGCCCCGGCCGCCAUGACUCCUCGCAUUGUAGAGCUUAUCGAAGGCGAUUUGGCUCCAAGUCAGCUCGCGAAUAUUGGCCCGACGGAGGCAGCAAUAUUUCGAACUGAGGAAGGCAUUGCUUUUGUUGACGUGCUUGCCUCAAAAGCUCGAAGUUAUACUCCCAACAAGAAUACGAAAGAUUACGAUACUUUGAAAUGGGAAGAAGAACUGAGAGUACAGCUUGCGCAAAAGAAAGGCCUACAGAAAAAGCUCACUCCGGAGGAGACAGCUAAGGUCAAUGCCCAAAUAAAGAGAGAAUCAGCUAUUCGACUUCAGAUUCGAUACCUUGAAGCCAAGCUCCUAAGGGGAAUCGGCAUUGUUAAGAGCCUUGCAACCGGUCCUCCCACGGAAGCAGGUGUCUGGAUGGGUCCUGCUGUGAAAUUGUUGGUAGAUGUCAUCAAUGCCGGUGCAACCCUCAUUACCGGAAACGCUGCCCCAGAUGCCUAUAUCCUUUGUUCGGAGAGACUUCCAGCCCGUAUCGGCGCCCUCCGUCCAUUCAUUGGAAUUGCAACUUUGAGAGCCUUGGAUGUUCCUCACCUGCCUGAACAUCUAAUGCAGGAACCUCUCGGUGCGCUCAUCACUAGGGUUCUGUACCGCCUUCGGUUUUCUGGAGAGCAGCGUCCAUUCGACACGGUAUCCUUGACAUACAUACUUCCUUUAGUAUUCCUGGUACUCCGAAAAGGUGGUUUUGGUGAGGGCGAUGAUGCCGAAGCUCAAUUAGUCUUAGCUUUGGAGUUCCUUUCUUUCCACACCGAUGCUUGCUCCGAUGUUCUCGUGCCUCGCGGCGAGGUUUUGUCCGUCCUGAUAUUAUCGAUGCAAAUGUAUAACCAGCAUUACAAGGCCAUUAAGGAUUGCUUGGCAGAUCUUUGUCGCUGCAUUGCCCCUAAUAUUACUGACGCAGAGACCGCUAUUCUGGCUCGGGGUGCCAUUGUCCCCCAGAUCUCUGUUCGAACGUCGGUUCUGCAGUCUAUCAGCGCGGAGAUUGACAUGAGCGAUCUCGGGUUUUCAGAAGAAAUGUGGCUGGCUUGCCACGACGAUGUGGAUGAAAAUGUCGAGCUUGGGAGGGAGAUUUGGGAAGAGAGUGGUUUUGAGAUCUCAGAGGAUUCUCCUUUCAGCAUGUUGCCAUACCUCGAGAGCAUUGAUAAACAACUUCGGAGAGCAGCCGCAAGAGCGUUGGCAGAGUCGGUCAAGAUCCACCCAUCGAAAUUCCGUGAUGUGCUGCCACGCUUGCAAGCUUCAUAUCAAGAAUUAGCCAAACCGCGAGUAUCCCAGCUUGACGAAUACGGCAUGCCUAAGAAAAUGGAUCUCUCUGACCCGUGGGAGGCAAGGAAUGGAAUCGCGCUUGCGUUCAAAGAGUUAGCGCCUGUUUUUGAGGAUGCAGUGCUCGAUUCGUUUUUGAGAUUUCUCAUUGAACGAGGACCCCUUGGCGAUAGAGAUCCAAAUGUCAGAGAAGAGAUGAUCGAAGCUGCGACUACCAUCAUCGCGGUUCAUGGCAAGAAUAAGGUCGAAGACUUGAUGAAGACAUUUGAGCAAACGCUCGAGGCCCCAGAUAAAGGAUCUGGAUUCGCGGAUCAAGUGAACGAGGCAGUCAUCAUCAUGUAUGGUGCUCUCGCUCGACAUUUGCAGAAAGACGAUUCUCGAGUGCCAAAGGUAGUUGAGAGACUGCUGGAAACUUUGAGUACGCCUUCGGAAGCUGUUCAAUAUGCAGUGGCUGAAUGUUUACCACCCCUCAUUCGCGCCUCAACAGGCAAGACCCCGGAAUAUGUCCAGCAUGUUCUUGAUCGACUUUUCAACUCCAAGAAAUAUGCAGCUCGCCGUGGCGCCGCGUAUGGACUUGCAGGAAUCGUCAAUGGCAAAGGCAUCUCUGCACUCAGAGAGUAUCGCAUCAUGUCCACAUUGAAGGGCGGCAUUGAGAACAAGAAAGACGUUAAUCAUCGUGAGGGUGCCUUGUUAGCCUACGAGCUCUUCUCAACGAUUCUUGGUCGGGUGUUCGAGCCAUAUGUCAUCCAGAUUGUGCCCCAGCUUCUCUCCAGCUUUGGGGAUGCCAGCGCUGACGUCCGUGAUGGUUGUCUCGCCGCUGCUAAAGCUUGCUUCGCAAGUCUCAGCUCGUACGGUGUGAAGCGCAUAUUGCCCACUCUCCUCGAUGGACUCGACGACCAGCAGUGGAGGAGCAAGAAGGGGGCUUGUGAUCUGCUUGGUGCCAUGGCGUACCUAGAUCCUCAGCAGCUCGCCCAAAGCCUGCCAGAGAUUAUCCCGCCGUUGACUAGCGUCCUCAACGACAGCCAUAAGGAAGUCCGCUUGGCUGCGAACCGAAGCUUGAAACGUUUCGGCGAAGUCAUAAGCAACCCUGAGAUUAAGGGCCUAGUCGACGUUCUGCUGAAGGCUCUGAGUGAUCCCACCAAAUACACUGAUGAUGCGUUGGAUUCAUUAAUCAAGGUUCAAUUCGUACAUUACUUAGAUGCACCCUCUCUUGCCCUUGUGGCUCGCAUCCUUGAGCGCGGAUUAGGCGAUCGAUCAGCAACGAAGAGAAAAUCUGCUCAAGUUAUUGGUAGCUUGGCACAUUUGACUGAGCGAAAAGACCUCAUUUCACAUUUGCCAAUUCUAGUUGCUGGUCUCAAAGUAGCUGUUGUCGAUCCUGUCCCAACAACGCGUGCUACUGCUUCAAAAGCCCUCGGGUCCUUGAUCGAGAAACUUGGCGAGGAUGCUCUCCCAGACCUGAUUCCAGGCUUGAUGCAAACAUUGAAGUCGGACACCGGUGCUGGCGAUCGACUUGGGUCUGCUCAGGCUCUCAGUGAAGUUCUUGCCGGACUUGGAACCGGCCGCCUGGAGGAAACCCUGCCAACGAUCCUACAAAACGUCGCCUCCUCCAAACCAUCUGUUCGCGAGGGAUUCAUGUCCCUCUUUAUCUUCUUACCUGUCUGCUUUGGUAAUAGCUUUGCCAAUUACCUUAGCAAGAUUAUUCCUCCAAUUCUGUCUGGACUUGCAGAUGACGUUGAAUCUAUUCGAGACACAUCUCUUCGAGCUGGACGCUUGUUGGUCAAGAACUUUGCUACAAGAGCGAUUGAUCUCCUACUUCCUGAGCUGGAACGAGGACUUGCGGAUGACAAUUAUAGAAUUCGUCUCAGCUCCGUCGAGUUGGUUGGUGAUCUUCUGUUCAAUCUCACUGGGAUCACUGCAAUCACAGAACAAGAUGUUGAAGAAGGAGCACAAGAAGCAGGAGCGUCGCUACUGGAGGUCCUCGGCGAGGAAAAGAGAAACAAAGUCCUUUCUUCUUUGUAUAUCUGUCGCUGCGAUACAUCGGGUCUCGUUCGGACUGCUGCGGUUAAUGUCUGGAAGGCUUUGGUGGCCAGUCCCAGAACUCUGAAGGAACUGAUCCCGACAUUAACUCAACUCAUCAUCCGACGACUCGGUAGUUCUAACAUGGAACAGAAAGUCAUCGCGGGUAAUGCACUUGGAGAGCUGAUCCGAAAGGCUGGCGACGGAGUGCUUUCAACAUUGUUGCCCACUCUCGAGGAGGGUUUGCAAACGUCUACUGAUACAGAUGCUAAGCAAGGUAUCUGCAUAGCACUUCGGGAGCUCAUCUCGUCUGCCUCUCCAGACGCCUUGGAAGAUCAUGAGAAGACCCUGAUAUCUGUGGUUCGCACUGCUCUUAUCGAUUCUGAUGAAGAGGUCCGGGAGGCUGCUGCUGAGGCGUUCGACUCUCUACAACAGAUCCUCGGUAAGAGAGCCGUCGACCAGGUUCUGCCUCAUCUCUUGAGCUUGCUGAGGAUGGAAGACGAAGCCGAUAAUGCUUUAUCCGCUCUUCUAACAUUGUUGACGGAGACGACCCGGUCGAAUAUUAUUCUGCCGAAUCUGAUACCUACUCUCACUACCUCACCGAUAUCUCCGUUCAACGCAAAAGCACUUGCUUCCUUGUCUACCGUAGCAGGCUCUGCUAUGACCCGAAGACUACCAACCAUUCUCAAUUCCCUCAUGGACAACAUCAUAUCUUGCAAGGACGAAGAACUUCUUGCGGAUCUCAACGCCUCCUUCGACACAGUUGUUGUUUCAAUUGAUGAAUUUGAUGGUUUGAAUACCACUAUGAGCGUCUUGCUCGCAUUGGUGAAACAUGAUGAUCACCGACGCAGAGCGGCCACGGACUACCAUCUUGCGACAUUCUUCUCGUCUGCUACCGUCGACUAUUCUCGCUACAACCAGGACAUCAUUCGAGCGUUGCUUAUAUCAUUUGAUGACAGAGAUGCCGAAGUUGUCAAGGCUGCUUGGGCAGCAUUGAACGAAUUUACCAAGCACCUCAAGAAGGAAGAAAUGGAGGCUCUUGUUUUCUCAACUCGACAGAUUCUGCAGCAUGUUGGAGUAGCAGGCUCAAAUCUACCUGGCUUCGGCUUGCCAAAGGGGAUCAACGCCAUCCUGCCAAUAUUCUUGCAGGGUUUAAUGAACGGGUCCAGUGAAAUACGCACCCAAUCUGCCCUUGCCAUAUCAGAUAUCGUUGACAGGACAAGUGGGGAUUCUCUGAAACCAUUCGUUACGCAGAUCACUGGUCCGCUUAUCAGAGUGGUCUCAGAACGCUCUGUGGAUGUUAAAGCCGCCAUUCUACUCACGUUGAACAACCUUCUUGAGAAGAUUCCGACGUUCUUGAAACCUUUCCUGCCCCAACUUCAACGCACCUUUGCCAAAUCCCUGGCAGACACAUCGAGCGAGGUUUUGAGAACUCGGGCCGCAAAGGCUUUGGGCACUUUGAUCACGCUUACGCCUCGUAUCGAUCCCCUAAUAGCUGAGUUGGUCACCGGCUCAAGAACCUCAGACGUUGGUGUUAGAAAUGCCAUGUUGAAAGCGCUCUACGAAGUCAUUAGUAAGGCAGGAGCUAAUAUGAGUGAUGCCUCAAGAAGCGCGGUGCUUGGGUUGAUCGAUGCUGAUCCGGAGGAUAACGCCAUCUCGAUGGCAAUAACCAACGCCAAUUUACUUGGAGCUCUGAUCAAGAAUGUGCCCGCCGAAAAUGCGAUGGGUCUUAUCAAGAAUAGAGUGAUGACAACUCACUUCAGCCAAGCUUCGGUUCUCGCACUCAACGCUGUGCUGCUAGAAUCACCAUCGUCCCUGACGGAGAGUCCCUUUGCCGAUGACUUGCCCCAAGUCAUUUGCCAAGGCAUGGCAAGCAAAAACAACUUCAUCUCGGAUAAUUGCGUGCUCGCAGCUGGCAAAUACCUUCUCUCAGAGACUCGCAGCAACGAUUUCGAAACGAUCAAGCCGUUGUUUGAAUCACUAGCCAAUCUCAUUCAACCGGGUAACCCAGUCGAUACCCGGCGCCUGGCACUCGUGGUUGUUCGCACUACCUGUCGGCAUCACAUGGAACUCGUGCGACGCCACCUUCCACUGCUUGCACCUCCCGUAUUUGCAAGCGUCCGAGAUCCUGUCAUCCCUGUGAAGUUGGCAGCUGAGGCUGCCUUCAUGGCAUUAUUCGAUGUUGUUGAUCAGGAAAGUAAGGUAUUUGACAAGUAUAUUUCUUCGCAGGACCUUGCAGCGAAUCAGAAGAGGAGCAUGCAAGAUUACUUCAAGCGUGUGGCAUUGAGACUUGGAAACACGGCACGAGAGAGAAAGGAGGCAGAGGGUGGACAAGGUGGUUUGGGACUGUCGAAUGACGAAGUGGAUGAUGAGCGAGAGAUCUGGAGUGUGGGGAAGGUCGAUCUUGGGGAGGCAGCUUUUGAUGAGUGAGAUGAGAGAUGAGUGGAAUGAGACAUGGACAUGGAUUGCAUACAAAGGUGCAUUGUGUGGAAUUGGUAGAUAAGAUCCGUAGACAGAGUCAGUGAAGAUGUCGGAUAUCGAACUUGUUGACUUGUUGUUUUAGGAUUGCAUGUGAGGACUUUGUUUCUUCAAGAACUUCCGAAUUAUUCUAAUGGGAAUUGUACUAUGGAUAUACGAUAACAGAGGCAACAUUUCGAGGGGAAGCAAUUUGGAUUGUCCAACUUGCCUUGGGACAUGGACAAGCGCCGCGUUUUCUUUUUUUCUUUCUAUCGAGCGCAAGCCAGAGCUUCCCGAGGAAGAAGGAAGAAUAAGCGAG
Molecule: messenger RNA, 8450 nt
Organism: Hyaloscypha bicolor E
Lineage: Eukaryota; Fungi; Ascomycota; Leotiomycetes; Helotiales; Hyaloscyphaceae
Product: ARM repeat-containing protein
Exons: 5
Coding region: 71-8104 (2677 amino acids)
Biological process (GO): cellular response to amino acid starvation; regulation of translation
Cellular component (GO): cytosol
Molecular function (GO): protein kinase regulator activity
Source: RefSeq, a predicted model, not a curated record